GCAAGCUCCACCCACCCACGUGGAAUAUGAUGGCGACCAAAAUGAUAAAGAAACCAAAGGGACAAUCUAGUCUUUCCUGGGAAGCUUCUCUGACCAAAACGGCAAAACUAACUCGUUCUUUGGCACAAAAGAUUGUACUUUAUAAGGAUGAUGAUAUAAUUGCCAUCAACAAGCCACCAGGACUAGCAGUUCAAGGUGACCCUAACGCUAGUCUGGUAUCACAAAUGGGCUACUGGCAGUAUGAUAGUCCCCGUCCUCCUGGCCUAGGGCAUCGUAUAGACAAGGACACGACUGGAGUAUUGUUAUUGACAAGGAACUCUAAGUCGGCUCAAAGGAUCAGAGAACUGAUUGAAAAUAAGCAGAUUAUCAAAAAAUACUGGGCUAUCACAAUUAAUGUGCCAGAGAAGACAAGUGGCUCCAUCACAAUUCCACUAAGCACCAAGAACAUUGCAACCAGCAAGUCAAAGUCACUUUAUAGGGUUAUACUGAGAACUGACAAAGCUGAAGAUUUUAGCAAAGAAAAAGCAGGCUCCAAGCUGUAUGGUAGUGUAUGCCUAGCAUGGACUGACUACACUGUCAUCAGCAGAAAGGGCUCCAUUUCAUCUUUGCUGGACAUUAACCUAAGGACAGGCUUCAAGCACCAAAUCAGAGCUCACUUAGCUGAUGGUCUCUGUUGCCCAGUCCUAGGAGACUACCUUUUUGCUGGGCCUUGGUUCAGGAAGGAGAAAUCACUUGUGAGGAAGAUAGAGAACAUUGGCAGCCAUGCUGGAUAUGUUCGUGGACCUCUUUACCUUCAUGCAUAUGAAGUGUCCAUACCAAGAGAAGGGGGACAGGACCCUAUUGUUAUCAACGCAACUCUACCUAAAUACUUUAUUAGUACUCUCAAUGCACUAGGACUUAGAGUACCUUAUCGUUAUGCAAAGCUAGCUAGGUAGUAGUCUGUAUUUCAUUGCUAAUUGAGAAAGAAAUUGUAGUCAUCUAAUUAGGUGGAGGUCAAUAUUUUAAUUUUA
This is a messenger RNA of Amphimedon queenslandica, 1010 nucleotides long. RefSeq names its product RNA pseudouridylate synthase domain-containing protein 4-like. Lineage: Eukaryota; Metazoa; Porifera; Demospongiae; Haplosclerida; Niphatidae. Gene Ontology annotation, biological process: pseudouridine synthesis. The transcript has 8 exons. The coding region runs from base 27 to 935 and encodes 302 amino acids. Gene Ontology annotation, molecular function: pseudouridine synthase activity; RNA binding. The record is from RefSeq and is a predicted model, not a curated record.